Wasmannia auropunctata (little fire ant) is the source of this 4349-nucleotide messenger RNA. RefSeq names its product multidrug resistance-associated protein 4-like. The record is from RefSeq and is a predicted model, not a curated record. Lineage: Eukaryota; Metazoa; Arthropoda; Insecta; Hymenoptera; Formicidae. Gene Ontology annotation, molecular function: ABC-type transporter activity; ATP hydrolysis activity; ATP binding. The transcript is spliced from 12 exons. Gene Ontology annotation, cellular component: membrane. Bases 116 to 3616 code for a protein of 1166 amino acids. Gene Ontology annotation, biological process: transmembrane transport.
UUCGACGCAAAAGCGUCGGAGUGUGAAAUCGUUGAUUAACCCGAUAAAUUAAUUGAGUGCUUUUUAACCGUCGAAGUGGCAGCUCGCGACGAGUUAAUGCCGCGUAUAAGGACCGAUGGAUUCAACGAAGAUCAAAUCGAAGCCGAAUCCGCGGGAGAAGGCGAACUUCUUGUCGGUGUUGCUUUGGUGGUGGACCAUUAAGAUAUUCAGAACAGGGUACAAGAAAGUUUUAGAAGUAGAAGACUUAUAUGAGCCUCUGAAAGCCGACCGAGCGAAGCUGCUCGGAGAUCGAUUAGAAAACUGCGCCAUGGUCGAGCUGGCGCGUAAGCUCGAACUUCGAGUGGUCACCAAGAGUUCGUACAUCCGCGGCAUCUACAUGACCUUCAAUCUCUUCACAACCCGGAUGGCGCUCUACUGCACCCUCGUCGCCAUGCUGGCGUUCGGUCCUGAUAUGACCGCCGACAAGGUCUUCGUCAUCUCGUCCUACUUCAACAUCCUCGCGCACACCAUGACCGGCAUGUUCGUCCGCGGUUUCGCCGAGUUGGCCGAGUGUAUGGUAGCCAUACGCAGGCUCCAGGGCUUCCUCAUGUUCGACGAGUUCCAGGGCAGCAACGUCAUCGUCUCCAAGGCAUCCUACGCCAAUAUCAAUUCGGAUGUGAAGCGAGUCUCCAAAUCAGAUCUGCCCUACAUCGACGACGACGACGUGGAGACUCAGUUGGAUCAAUCAUGUAGAGAGGUCCCGGAUGAGAAUAGCGAUCACAGAAAGCCUAACGGUCUGAUGAUUGUUGCCAGCGACUUAUUGAAGAACGACGCGAAUUUUAUUGGAGAGAAAAAAUCCGUUUAUGAUACGAACAACUGGGCCAUUAACAUGAUUAACGUUACUGCCAAGUGGGAAGAGAAACAGUCAGAGAACACUCUGGAGAAUCUGAAUCUGGAAAUAGAAAAGGGUAAGCUGUACGCGGUAAUCGGCAUGGUGGGCAGCGGCAAAAGCUCGUUUCUGUCCGCGAUUCUGGGAGAGAUCAGCCUGGCGGGAGGACAGGUGAAGGUCAACGGCAGCGUGAGCUACGCCGGCCAGGAAGCCUGGGUCUUCGGUGCCACUGUUCGACAGAAUAUACUCUUCGGACAACCUUACGAUCGCCAACGGUACCAGAAGGUGGUCAAGGCUUGCGCCCUGUUGCGCGACUUCAAGCAGUUUCCGCAGGGCGAUCUGACUAUGGUGGGUGAGCGGGGCAGCUCGCUGUCCGGCGGUCAAAAGGCCAGGAUCAACUUGGCCAGGUCCUUGUACAGGCAGUCGGACAUCUAUUUGCUGGAUGAUCCUUUGAGCGCGGUGGAUGCACAUGUCAGCAAGCAUCUAUUUCAAGAGUGCAUUCAGAGAUACCUGGCCGGUAAAACGAGAAUCUUGGCGACGCACCAGCUGCAGUACAUAAAGGGAGUGGACGCCAUUAUACUGCUCGAGCAGGGAAGAAUGAAGUACUUUUCGCAUUAUCAAGAUUUAUUGGAAUAUCGACCUGAAUACGGAAUACUUAUAGCAGCGGACAAUGAAGCGAUUGACGACUCGUCCUUAGAAAAGAGUAUAAACUUACGACGACAGUUUUCCUCCUCGAGUACCAGAAGUCGAACUCCAGAAGCUAGUACCGGCGGUACCGACGACGAAGACGAAGACGAAGAUCCCGAAACAUUGAACGGCGGUCUCGAGACAACGUCGCGCGGCAUAGUUAAGGGUCCUAUAUUUAUCAAGUUCUUCAAAAUUGGUGCCAACUUAUACAUGGCUGGUACCGUUUUACUUCUGUUCAUCAUCACGCAAUUCAUCGUCAGUCUUAAUGAUUACUUCGUGCCUUUCUUAAUCAAUUUUGUGGAAGCGGAAAACUACAAAGCCAAGGAGUUUAGAAUGAAUCAGACGGAUGACGUUUACAUGAACGCAACAAACAUACACGAGCACAUUACCCUUGAAGACGAAUCGGCGAUGAAAUAUGUCUACAUCUACACUGGCAUUGUGCUGGCCAUCUUUUUUGUUGGCAUCACCAGAUCGUUGGUCUUCUACAAAACGUGCAUAACAUGCAGCCAACGUUUACACGAUAUGAUGUUCAGCGCAUUAAUUCGUACAGGAAUGCGAUUUUUCGACACUAAUCCGAGUGGCAGAAUACUCAAUCGAUUCUCCAAAGACAUGGGCGCGAUCGACGAAUUAUUGCCUAAAGCGAUUCUGGACGCCGGUCAGAUGAACAUGCUGAUGUUAGGAUCACUAAUAGUAACCUGCGUGGUAAAUCCCAUCUUCUUGGCGCCCGUCGUGCCCAUCAGUUUGCUAUUUUACUGGAUCCGGAGGGUCUACCUCAAGACCAGCAAGAACAUCAAGCGACUGGAGGGAAUUUCACGCUCGCCAGUAUUCACUCACUUGAACGCCACGUUGAACGGUUUGACAACUAUCAGAGCAUAUUGCGCCCAAGACAUACUCAAACAUGAAUUUGACAAGAUGCAAGAUGUUCACACGUCUACCAUUUAUAUGUAUAUUGUGACCAGCACAGCAUUUGGAUUCUCUCUGGACAUGUUCUGUUUUAUCUUUACUUCAAUCGUCACUUUUAGCUUCUUGUUCAGUAGCUCAUUUUCCGGUGGCGAAGUCGGUUUGGCCAUCACUCAGGCAAUGGCUAUGACCGGGAUAAUUCAGUGGGGAAUGCGACAAAGUGCGGAGGUAGCGAACCAAAUGAUGGCGGUGGAACGUGUACUCGAAUACAUUCAACUCCCGGCAGAACCGAAUCUAAAAGACCGGGGGGCCUAUGUGAAAAAGAAGGAUAAGAAUCUGGCGUUGCCGUCUAACGUUCCCAAAACCUGGCCCGACGAGGGUUGUAUCAAGUUUAGAAACGUUUAUAUGCGCUAUGCGGACGAAGAUCCGCCUGUCCUCAAGGGCCUGAGUAUAGUGAUUUAUCCAGGGGAGAAGGUUGGAAUUGUCGGAAGAACAGGCGCCGGGAAAUCGUCGCUCAUAGCAGCAUUGUUCCGAUUGGCAAAGGUGGAGGGAAUCAUCGAGAUUGACGGCGCGGACACGGGUUUGAUAGCCUUGGAGGAUUUGCGACGUAAAAUAUCCAUCAUCCCUCAGGAUCCUGUUUUGUUCUCAGGUACUCUGAGACGUAAUCUAGAUCCUUUCAACGAAUUUCCUGACACGGAUUUGUGGGAGGCACUUGAAGAGGUUGAGCUGAAGGAAGCGGUUACUGUCGGAAACGGCUUGGAAAGUCGCGUGUUUGACAGAGGCAGUAAUUACAGCGUUGGACAGAGACAGUUGGUAUGCUUAGCGAGAGCCAUCCUGAGAAACAAUCGUAUACUGAUGCUGGACGAGGCAACUGCAAAUGUGGAUCCGCAUACCGAUGCGUUAAUUCAACGGACUAUUAGGAAGAAAUUCGCGACGUGCACGAUGCUCACAGUGGCGCAUCGCCUGAAUACUAUAAUGGACAGUGACAAGGUUCUGGUGAUGGAUAAGGGUCGUUUGGCUGAAUACGACCAUCCUCACAUAUUACUGAAAAACAGUUAUAGUCAGUUUACUUCGUUAGUGAAGGAGACCGGCCCAGGUAUGUACGAUCAACUGGUCAAGGUGGCAAAGCAAGCCUACGUAAACAAGUACGGGGGAACAUGACGAAGUGUUGAUGAAUUUUGAUAUAAUAAUUUCUCGUUAGCUAGAUUUUUCAAAGUAAAAGCGUUAAUGUGCCCAGUAUACUUAUGGCGAAAAAGAAAAAGACAUAUAGAUCGUGCAUGGCGCGUGAAAACGAAUGUUAUACGUUUCUAUAAGAUCAGAGAAACGUAUUGUUGUAUGUCUUUCCUCGGGACGUACGUCGUAGACAGGAUAUUUUCGUUAAGUAUCACAACGCUGUGAUGUUGUGUGCGUAACAUGUGUCUGAAGAAAUAUUUUUGUAUUAUCUAAAGAUAAUAUUUUUGUAUCAUUUUUGAUAAGAUCGCUGCCGGGAGAUUAUUCCCCGAUUUCGCCGUAAUGUCUAGUACAACUUUUUGCCACAAGUUAAGAUCCGCAAUACUGUUAUAUUUUUCUACUCCAUAUUUUUGCGUACUAUAGAAAUUAUGGAUAUACCUAGUUUUUGUGAUAAAGCGAAUGCGUAGACGCCGAUCGAAGAUUAUCAGUGAGAUGAAACGCGGUUUAUCAUGAACACGAAGUUGUACCUAAGACGAUAUUUACGCACAGUAAGUUUGCUGUGAUCUCUACCAAUAUUCGUCAUACGUUUUGAGUUAUAAGGAUCUUAUAAGAGUUAUAAAGAAUCUUAGUGAUUAAAUUGGUAAUACAAUCUUUACCAAGUAAAUUUUAUAUAAAAUAGAUUAAAAUUAUAUAUAAAUCUAAAAAGUAUAAUUUAUAUAUGAAG